GUCAAAGGUUAUGAGCCUGACAGCGCCACAUGUAUGUUGUUGUGUUGUUCUUGCCGGGCGAUCCUAAGGGUUUAACGUGUAUAACUGCUUUUUUUGGGUCUUGUGGUCUUUAGGACCAGGGUCUGGCUUGUUGUGGUGUCCAUAUUUGAGGUGAGAUGAGGAACCUGAAGCUGCUGAAGAGCCUGAGGAGCUGUGAGCUGCAGUGUCUGGGCUCUCCACAGUGUUUCUCUGUGCGUGGUGAUACAGGAUCACUACUGCUGGCAUCUCAGUACUCCAUCACAGAAUAUGACCCCCGAACUGGUCAGGUUGUGAGUGAAGCCUCUUUGACAGCGGAUAGUUUCCUUCCUGAAGAUGGCAGUGGUGUGGUGGUCGGACUGCAGGACCUCGCUGAAGUAGAGUCAGCCUGUUUGGCCACAGCAGGUGGAGAUGUGAUCCUCUUCAACCUCAACACCUGCCAGUUGGAGUGUGUUGGCAGUGUGGACAGUGGUCUGACCUCAAUGAGCUGGAGUCCUGAUGAAGAGCUUGUUAUUCUUACUACAGGUCAGGAAACGGUCAUCAUGAUGACUAAAGAUUUUGAGCCGAUCACUGAGAUGGGAAUUCAUCAGGAUGACUUUGGUGAAGGCAAAUUCAUCACAGUGGGAUGGGGGAAGAAGGAGACCCAGUUCCAUGGCUCUGAGGGCAAACAGGCAGCACAGAGGAAGGCUGUGGAGGUGCAGCCGGCUGCAGUGUGGGAUGACCGCAGGCCCAGGGUCACCUGGCGAGGUGAUGGUCAGCUGUUCGCUGUCAGUGCCGUCUGUCCUCAGACCGGAGCCCGCAAGGUCCGGGUGUGGAACAGAGAGGGCGUCUUACAGGCUACCAGUGAGCCCAUCAAUGGUCUGGAGCAGGCGCUCUGCUGGAAGCCUUCAGGCAGUCUGAUAGCGAGCACUCAACGUCAUCCCAACAAACACAGUGUGGUGUUUAUGGAGAAGAAUGGACUUCUGCAUGGAGACUUCACCCUGCCCUUCAGCAAGGACCAGGUCAAGGUGAAGAAACUGCUGUGGAACAGUGACUCCUCUGUUUUAGCUGUUUGGUUGCAGGACAUGACAGCUGGUGAAGAUGGAAACGUCAGCUCCUACAUCCAGCUGUGGACGGUGGGAAACUACCACUGGUACCUGAAGCAGAGUCUGGACUUUGGUAGAGACCCUCAAAAGGCUCCCGCUUGUGUCUGUUGGGAUCCAGAGCGCCCCCUCCAGCUCCACGUAGUGACCUGCGACUGGACCACCAUCGCCUACGACUGGGGCUGGACAACAGAACGGAGCCCGGGCCUGGAUGCCACCGACAACGCCAACGUGGCUGUGAUAGACGGAGAUAAAAUCCUGGUGACGACCUUCAGGCAGUGUGUGGUCCCUCCUCCCAUGUGUUCAUUUGAGCUCCAGCUCAAAUCUCCAGUCAACCAGGUCACCUUCCUCUGUCAACCUCAGAGGACCAAUCAGCUGGCAGCAUUUACUGCUGAUGGACUGAUCUCAAUUUUCAGUCAAGACACAGAACAACAGGCUGAUAAAACAGUGAACGGGUUCAGAACUGUGUCUCAUCCCUUGGUCCUUCAGAAAACCUUCAGAGUGUCGGUUCUGCAGCAGGAACCACUGGCCUUGCGACAGCUGCUGUGGUUGAACCAUGACAUGUUUGUCGGUGUGAGCCCCGGUCUGCUGCCGACCUCCUCCACUGUGUUGAUUCUACACCCCUCUGAGGACUCCCAGGACACACUUAAUGUCAGAUGUGAGGUGGAGGUGGCCGGUGAGGUGAUCAGUAUGGUUCACUGCACUCAGACGGGAACUGUGGCUCUGCAGCUGGAGGAUGGGCAAAUCAAGAAACUGCUCUGGGACUGUGCUGAGCCCUCGGUGGUGGAGUGGCGGGACUCUAACGGCUGCAGCAUCAGUUUUCCUGUUCCCUGUGUUCAGACUGUGCUCUGCAACAUCGGCCAAGAGGAGUAUCUGCUCGGCCUGACAGAUAGAUCCCACCUGUAUGCUGGAGACACAGAGCUUGCCUCCAAUAUUUCAUCCUUCUCCGUUUGCAAUGACUUCCUCGUCAUCACGACACAUUCACACACCUGCCGAUGCCUAGAACUGAGCACGCUCACUGUCAAAGGACUUCAGGCAGCCUUGGCUUCAGAUGGAGGCCAAAACGAUGAGACACUCCGCCGGGUGGAGAGGGGAUCCAGGAUUGUCACUGUGGUUCCACAGGACACCAGAGUGAUUCUACAGAUGCCUCGUGGGAAUUUGGAGACUGUGCAUCAUCGAGCUUUGGUUUUAGCUCAACUCAGGAGGUGGUUGGACAGUUUGAAAUUCAGAGAAUCGUUUGAGUGUAUGAGAAAGUUAAGGAUCAACUUGAACCUCAUCUAUGACCACAGUCCAAAGGUUUUUCUUGAGAACAUCGAGACCUUCAUCACACAACUCGACUCCAUCAACCACAUCAAUCUCUUCCUCACUGAGCUGAAAGAGGAGGAUACAACCAGUACCAUGUACCCCCGUCCAGAGAACAGCCCAGUCAGGCCCCAGACAGCAUCCGGAAAGAAGAAAGUGGAUGUGGUCUGUGAUGCUUUGAAGAGCACAAUGGAGUCAAUGGACCCAAAUAAGUUCUGUUUAUCCAUACUAACAGCUCAUGUGAAGAAGACGGUUCCAGAGCUGGAGAUCGCACUGCAGAAGGUCCAUGAGCUUCGAGCAAACCCUCCCAAAUCCCCUGGUGCUGUGAGCGCUGAAGAGGCCUUGAAGUACCUCCUCUUCCUCGUAAACGUCAACGACCUGUACGAACACUCUUUAGGAACCUACGACUUCGACCUCGUGCUCAUGGUGGCAGAGAAAUCCCAAAAGGAUCCAAAAGAGUAUCUACCAUUCUUAAAUAUGCUGAAGAGCCUGGAGCCGAAUUACCAGCGCUUCACCAUCGACAAACACCUGAAACGCUACAGAAAGGCCCUGUUUCAUCUCAGCAAAUGUGGAAGGGAACAUUUCCCAGAAGCCCUGCAACUGGUGAAACAGCAGAAACUCUACAAUGAAGCUCUUCGACUGUUUACGGCUGACAGUGCUCAGUACAAGGCUCUGAGCUGCGCGUAUGCCGAGCACCUGGUGGAGCAGCAGCAGGCGGAGCAGGCUGGCCUGUUGCUAUGGCGAUGUGGUGAGAUAACUAGCGCCCUGCAGGCCUUCGCUACCAGCAACAGUUGGAGAAAUGCGAUCUGUGUGGCACAACAAAUCCCACUGCCACCCGACCAGUUGGCGCUACUCGCAAGAGACUUGGCAGAGAAAUUAACAGAACAGCGGCGGUACUCAGAGGCCGCUCUACUGUUGGACCAGUACGCCAAAGACUGUGAGGAAGCCAUCCUGGCUUUGAUCACAGGUGCAGUUUGGGAGGAGGCUCUCAGAUUGAUUUACAUGCACAACAGACAGGACAUCACUGAGACCAACCUGAAACCUGCUCUGCUUGAAGCCGUCAACACUCAGACCGUCUUUCUGGAGGCUCAGAUGACGACAUUUACACGACACAAAACCCGACUGGCUGUAGUUCGAGAGCAGAAAGAGAAGGCCAGACUGGACAUGCUCGAUGAGGACGGUCCAGACUGUGCUGAUGCUGAGCUUUACUCUGAAGCCAGCAGCGUGAUGACGGGCUCCAAAUAUUCCCACAGCAACUCUCGCAUCUCCUCGAGAUCAUCUAAGAACCGACGGAAAGCUGAGAGGAAGAAGCUGAGUCUGAAGGAGGGAAGCCCAUUGGAAGACAAAGCACUGAUGUACGCUCUGGGCGAAAUCAUCACCACUGUGGACAAGAUGAGAGAGGAGGUUCACAGCCUGCUGAAGACCCUGGUGCUGUUCCAAUUCGACAAACAUGCAGAGAAGCUCCAACAGGCCUACGACGAGGCUCUGCACAAGAUGGAGGCGGCAAUUCCUGAGGUGUGGCCAGACGGGCUGCAGAACAACCAAGCCCCGCUCACUGGUCCGAAUUCCACUGCAAACAGUAUCAUGGCUUCUUUCCAGCAACAGCAGAGACCUGCAUCUUCCCCACAAGAUGCCGAAGUUCUAGCGCCACCAAAGAUGAGAAACAGUGUGAAGUGGAAGCUCAAUGUUCUGACAUGAAGAAGUUUUGUUGUUUUUUUUAAUUCUGUAUACUGUUAAUUAUGUAUUAAUAAACUCUCAACUGAACGUCUCUCCUGGA
Messenger RNA from Sphaeramia orbicularis (orbiculate cardinalfish), 4176 nucleotides. It is a transcript of the gene elp1, whose product is annotated as elongator acetyltransferase complex subunit 1. The transcript has 36 exons. NCBI's taxonomy places the organism in Eukaryota, Metazoa, Chordata, Actinopteri, Kurtiformes, Apogonidae. The record is from RefSeq and is a predicted model, not a curated record. The coding region runs from base 156 to 4097 and encodes 1313 amino acids. Gene Ontology annotation, molecular function: protein binding; tRNA binding. Gene Ontology annotation, cellular component: elongator holoenzyme complex; cytosol. Gene Ontology annotation, biological process: tRNA wobble base 5-methoxycarbonylmethyl-2-thiouridinylation.